GAAUAAAACAUCCAAUUAGAUUCCAUAAUUAAGCAUGGACGACUGCGGAAUGGAGACCAGCUCACCUUCUGAGGCCACCACCGAGCUCAGCUUCAACACCGACGACGAGAAAAUGCAAUUGCAAGAGCAACGUACCUCUGCCACCGUCGGCUGCGCAGCUGUAGUUGGGGAAGGCAGCGACAGGCCGACCACAGCCGGCAUUUGUUAUUGUGGCAAGGAACGCAACCUCAACCUGAUCGAGCUGCUGUGUGCAACAUGCUCGCGAUGGGUGCAUGAGACCUGCAUAACAUAUCAACUAGGCAAGGGCAAAAUACUGCCCUUUAUCUCCAAUUAUAUAUUUGUGUGCAAAAAUUGCUCGGGCACCGGCCUGGAAAGCUUUCGCAAAAGUCAGGCCACAAUAUCUCAGAUGUGCCAGUGCGCGAUUGCGAAUAUGCAGCAGGCGGCUUUACGCGAUGGCAAGCAGCACAUACAGUUCAGCAAGGACAAGGAGAUUAUACCCUACAUUGAGCAAAACUGGGAGGCAAUGACCACGAUGCCGCGACGGUUGACGCAGUCCUGGUACUCGACGGUGCAGCGAUCGCUGAUCAAGGAUGUCAACACGCUGUUCGUCUACGAGGAGCACGCUGAGCAUGGGGCCAUGUACGGGCUUUUCCAUCAGGAUCUGCGCCAGAUCAAACCCAACUACGAGGUUAUGAGCAAAACGGGCGCAUUGCGCCUUACCGAGGAUGGUUACAUACAAGCCACGCUCGCCAAGAGCAACAGACAGAAGCGCAAAUUUCCGGGCACCGAUGCUGGGCCGACGGGCAAGAAGGGUCGCCCCAGCUCGGAUGUGACGGCCAAUGUGAAACUGCCGCCGCAUGGUUAUCCGCUGGAGCAUCCAUUCAAUAAGGAUGGCUAUCGUUACAUACUCGCCGAGCCCGAUCCGCAUGCGCCGUUCCGCCAGGAGUUCGAUGAGAGCGCCGACUGGGCGGGCAAACCCAUACCCGGCUGGCUAUAUCGGACGCUGGUACCACACGCAGUGCUCCUGGCGCUGCACGAUCGUGCGCCGCAGCUAAAGAUUAGCGAGGAUCGCCUGGCGGUGACCGGCGAGCGUGGAUAUUCUCAAGUGCGCGCCACCCACUCUGUGAAUCGCGGCAGCUGGUACUACGAGAUCACCAUUGAGGAAAUGCCGGAGGGUGCAGCGACUCGUAUCGGCUGGGGACGGGAAUAUGGUAAUCUGCAGGCGCCGCUGGGCUAUGACAAAUUCGGCUACUCCUGGCGAUCGCGCAAGGGCACCAAGUUCACGGAGAGCCACGGCAAGCACUACAGUGAGGCUUAUGGUGAGGGCGACACACUGGGCCUGCUCAUCGAGCUACCCGAGUUGCCCACCCUCAACUAUCUGCCCAACACAUUCAAAGAUCGCCCGCUCGUUAAAUUCAAAUCGCAUUUGUACUACGAGGACAAGGACAAAAUUACAGAGACCCUUAAAAACCUGCACAUUUUGAGCGGCAGUCGCAUUGAGUUCUUCAAGAAUGGACAGUCGCAGGGCGUGGCUUUCGAGGAUCUUUAUGGGGGCAGCUAUUUUCCGGCCAUUUCCAUACACAAGAGCGCCACGGUCAGUGUGAACUUUGGCCCAGCCUUCAAAUAUCCCGAAGCGUUAACCGAACGCAAGGCCAAGGGCAUGAAUGAGCGCGUGGAGGAGCUGAUCACGGAACAAUGCUUGGCGGACACACUAUAUCUAACCGAGAACGAUGGCCGGCUGCGUCUGGACAACCUAAGCCUUUAAAUAAUAUUAUAAAAAGCGUCUUACUAAAAUGUCGACUUUAUAUUCUGCAAAUUUAAAGCAGGUUUUUUAAUUUAUUAAUAGUCGAUGUUAUAAGGAGGCGAAUAUAAAAUGUAUUUUUAAUACUUACUAAACUAGAAGGCCGCCUGUCGAGUAUAUUUUCUAAAAACAAUAAAACACCGCUUACAAUUCGAGUUUUAAGUUAA
This is a messenger RNA of Drosophila grimshawi, 1968 nucleotides long. RefSeq names its product set1/Ash2 histone methyltransferase complex subunit ASH2 (gene ash2). The transcript is spliced from 7 exons. Gene Ontology annotation, cellular component: Set1C/COMPASS complex. Lineage: Eukaryota; Metazoa; Arthropoda; Insecta; Diptera; Drosophilidae. Gene Ontology annotation, molecular function: transcription cis-regulatory region binding; protein binding. The coding region runs from base 35 to 1765 and encodes 576 amino acids. The record is from RefSeq and is a predicted model, not a curated record.